Molecule: messenger RNA, 2472 nt
Organism: Diplodia corticola
Lineage: Eukaryota; Fungi; Ascomycota; Dothideomycetes; Botryosphaeriales; Botryosphaeriaceae
Product: stress-activated map kinase-interacting protein
Exons: 1
Coding region: 1-2472 (823 amino acids)
Biological process (GO): TORC2 signaling
Cellular component (GO): TORC2 complex; plasma membrane; cytoplasm
Molecular function (GO): phosphatidylinositol-4,5-bisphosphate binding
Source: RefSeq, a predicted model, not a curated record
AUGCCUAGUUUCGUUCUCUACCAGCUCCGCACCGCCUACCUUUCCAACAUCAAGGACGGCGUUGGCGAGCGUCUCAUCUCGGUCAACACCUCUGUUUUGAACAAUCCCGCCUUCCGCGCCUCCGGCUGGCUGCCCAACACCUCUGAUAUCAAGCGCACCUAUUCGCCGCCCAUACCUACUGCCAUUGCCUCGGAAUAUUUCCAAGCUCCGCGCUCUGCCGGCCUCACUGGCCCCGGCUUCGGUGAUGACGAUGACGAGGGCGGCAUGGUUACCGGCCGGGGAGAGAGUAACGAGACCGUUGGACCCAUGCCCUUGACGAGACGGCGACGGAGGAAGGAACAGCUGGAAGAGGAGGACAGCAGUGACCUAAGCGACGACAGUGACGACGACGUGGAUGGACAGAGAGGGGCCCAGCAGAUCAAGUUCACCAAAAUGCCGGUCCGGUCGCGCGCUGGUUCGUCGCCUAUACAGAAGACCAGGCUGGCUGAUGCCCCCGAGCUCAUCAUGGUCACAUCUCCAUCCAGACCUCCGGAGACCAGCAGCGUGCGCAGAGGCUCUUUGAGCGCUCUUGAUACUGUCCAGGAAAGGCCCCGGAGAGACACCGUCACAAGCAGUGAAAUGUCCUCGGAGAACGAGCUCGACCCAUCCUUUUUCAAAAGGAAGCAGAUCAGCUCGCUCCAGAGGAGAUCCAAGCUGCUUUCAGAAAAGAUUCAAGAGGAUGACGAAGACGAAACCGAGGACAGCGAUCUCGACUCAGACUUCGCCGGCACGGCCGAUUCGAACUCUUUGCUUGGAGUGGGAGCCGAUGCAUUGGACUCUACACCGCCUCCCAAGCAGAUUCAAAAUAUACCGCCGGCCAUCACUCCUCACAACUCGUCACCGAAUAAGCGGACGAAGCAGCAGCAAGCGCAGACAGUCCUCCCGACCUUGCCGCCAGCGCGCCCAAUCAGCGUGGUGCAACCGGUCAGCGCCCUCACACAGGCACUCAAGGCCAAGUCGAGUAAACCUGCAGAUCCGGUGCAGAGGUUCGGUAUCUUGUUGGGGCAGACCGAGUCAAGUCCUUUGUACAUCAAGAUUUACGCACCAUUUUCUACCAAGCCGACCAAGCCGUUUGAAUUGUUACUUCGCAAGACAGUUGAUGAAGGCACAAAGGUGAUAGUUGCCGAAGCUAUCGGUUGUGCCCUCUUCAAGUACCAGGAGAAUGGGUUGGAGCCACCGAUCCCGAUGGAGAAGAAGAACAUCAACAAGUGGGUCCUACGAAUGAUUGAGGAUGAAGAGGUCGAUUAUGAGUUUCCACCUUUUGCUCGAACGCGGCCCAUUCAGGACUUCACCUCCACAAACAACCGGCCGGUUCGUGGGCGAGCAAGAGAUAAGCCAUGGGAUGAGUUCGCCAUUGUCGAAGCAUCCGCGUCAGAGUUUGCAGAAAACGAGAAGUCCACCCCUGAAUACAGCAGAGAGUUCGCUGAGGCGAAGGGCGAAAGCGGCGGCAAUGAAUUGCAGAAAGUACCCACGGCUUCGGCGCCGGAAGCUGAUCCUACUUCGAACCUCCCGCCGGUGACAGCUCCAACGCCCGCACCGCUUCUCGCACCCCAACAAAAUCCCAUCACCGGGCCGUACUUCUCGGCAAUACGGAAAGACAGCACGAGUCUCCUGGAUGCGCCGGCAGCCGCUGCGCCCAACUUCACUCCCCGUACGGGUGCACCGAAGACGCUCCGCAUACACUUCAUUUCCGACGACUUCACGUCGCGUGUCUCGACGCUCGAGGUCACAACGGACACAUAUCUCGCCGAGGUCUUUGACCGUGCCUGUCGCGACCUGAACGUGGACAAGGCGCUCUACGUCCUGAAGGUCAGCGGCACGUCCACGAUCGCGCCUUCGGACCGCACCGUCGAAGCCCUCGGCCAGCGCACCGAGCUCGACCUCGCCCGGCGCCGCUUCGUCGGCGACGGCGCCUUCGGGCUCUCGGGCUCGCCGGGGUCCUCGUCGCCCAACGCGCCGCUGCUCAUCAGCACCGGCGGCACGCCCAAGAAGAAGCAGAAGGGCGGGCCGGGCCCGAGCGGGCUGGUGCACCCGCUCGCGCAGAAGCAGGACGCGCUGCUCUCGCUGACGGCGACCAACAACACGUCGUACAAGCGCUACAUCGUGACGCGCAAGCAGCCCAUGUCCUUCACGUCCAGCUCGACGCGCGUGCUCGCCCUCGACGGCGAGUACAUGCACAUCAUGCCCGCGGACACGACGACGGCCAACGCCGCGAACAAGGCGACGGGCAUGGGCAAGACGACGACGGUGCACUUCACGAGCGUCGUCGGCAGCAAAGUGAGCAGCAAGCAUCCCAAGACGUUCCGCGUCGUCGUGUUCCGCGAGCGGGAGAGCAAGCGGUAUGACUUCGAGACGCAGAGCAGGGAGGAGGCGGCGGAGAUCGUGAGGGAGAUCAGGAAGGGCAUGGAGAGGUUCCAGGAGGGCUAUGUGUGA